Xiphophorus hellerii (green swordtail) is the source of this 864-nucleotide messenger RNA. RefSeq names its product 2'-deoxynucleoside 5'-phosphate N-hydrolase 1 (gene dnph1). NCBI's taxonomy places the organism in Eukaryota, Metazoa, Chordata, Actinopteri, Cyprinodontiformes, Poeciliidae. The transcript has 4 exons. Bases 174 to 614 code for a protein of 146 amino acids. Gene Ontology annotation, molecular function: 5-hydroxymethyl-dUMP N-hydrolase activity. The record is from RefSeq and is a predicted model, not a curated record. Gene Ontology annotation, biological process: deoxyribonucleoside monophosphate catabolic process. Gene Ontology annotation, cellular component: nucleus.
GCUCCACAGGAACCGGAAAUUAACGUUUUUAAACGGAAGCGGAAACAAUAAGAGCUCCGCGCGGGAAGAGGCCGGAAGUGGGAACCUCGGGUCAGACAGCCAACAGAACUGUAGAAUCAGACGAGGACAGCAGGUCCAGACUAAAGGCGGUUCGGAACCAGGCCCGGUCCAGGAUGAAGAUCUAUUUCUGCGGCAGCAUCCGGGGCGGCAGGUCGGACCAGCAGCUCUACCAGAGGAUCGUGAACGAGCUGCACAGAUACGGGAGCGUGCUCACUGAGCACGUGGCCAGCGCCGAGCUCAGCGACUCAGGAGAGGAGGGCCCAGCAGGGGGCGACAGAGCCAUCCAUGACCGAGACCUGGCCUGGCUGCAGCAGUCUGACGUGGUGGUUGCCGAGGUGACGCAGCCGUCCCUGGGCGUCGGCUACGAGUUGGGCCGGGCCGUGGACAUGAAGGAGAAGAAGGUGCUGUGUUUGUUCCGGCCGUCGUCAGGACGAGCGCUGUCGGCCAUGAUCCGAGGGGCGGCGGACGGGCGGCGCCUCCUGGUGGUGGACUACAGCGAGGAACAGCUGGAGGCGGUUCUGGACCGGUUCUUCAGCAGCCUGCAGUCGGUCUGACCAAUCAGAGCGCAGCCAGCGGUCACCAUGGUUACGCCCACCAGGACAGGGCGGCCUUUGUUUAAAUAUAUCUGGAAAAGUAAUAAAAGCCACUGCUGCUUUUAUAAGAAUCAGGAAGAACCUGAUGACCUAUCUUCAUCAUCUUCAUCAUCAGCACAAAGGGCCAGAGGUCACAGGGAAGACGUAGAGUUUGUCUAGUAGAAUGGUCAUGAAUCCUGGACUAGUCCAGAAUAUCUAUUUGUAAAUAUUA